Molecule: messenger RNA, 1014 nt
Organism: Macadamia integrifolia
Lineage: Eukaryota; Viridiplantae; Streptophyta; Magnoliopsida; Proteales; Proteaceae
Product: auxin-binding protein ABP19a-like
Exons: 2
Coding region: 1-780 (259 amino acids)
Cellular component (GO): cell wall
Molecular function (GO): manganese ion binding
Source: RefSeq, a predicted model, not a curated record
AUGGCACUGAUUGUGGUGAUGACCAUGAAUAUCUAUGGUGGGUUCCAAGCUGAUGGUCUCAUCCUCAUCUAUAUUAGAGAAACCAGACUCCAACGAGUCUUAAGUACUACAACCCCAAACAAAGCUUCACAAGCCUCACUGAAACAUGCUCCAUAUAUUCCUCUUGCUCUCUUCUUCUUCUCUUCCUCUUCCCCUUCUCAUGGCGCCGUCCAAGAUUUCUGUGUAGCAGACUUCAAGGCCCCAGAAGGCCCUGCAGGCUACUCCUGCAAGAUGCCCGCGAAUGUCACUGUUGAUGACUUUGUGUUCAGCCUUGUAAAGGCUGGUAACACCUCUAACAUCAUCAAGGCUGCUGUGAGUCCAGCUUUUGCAGCUCAAUUCCCAGGGGUAAAUGGGCUUGGGAUUUCCAUUGCACGUUUAGAUCUUGCACCUGGUGGUGUCAUCCCAAUGCAUACUCAUCCUGGUGCAUCAGAGGUGCUAGUGGUGGUUCAAGGCUCCAUUGUUGCUGGAUUCAUCUCUUCUACUGCUAAUACUGUUUAUUUGAAGACACUCAAGAAGGGUGAUAUCAUGGUUUUCCCACAAGGGUUGCUUCAUUUCCAGGUGAAUGCCCGUGGGAUUCCAGUCAUUGCUUUUGUUGGCUUAAGUAGCCCAAGCCCUGGUCUCCAAAUACUGGAUUUUGCAUUGUUUGCCAAUGACUUGCCUUCUGCACUUGUGGAGAAGACAACAUUCCUUGAUCAUACUCAGGUGAAGAAGCUCAAGGCUAUCCUUGGUGGUACUGGCUAAUUAAUCUCUCUCUGGAGAAUGCAGAUCCCUCCUCCCCUUCCUCCUUUUCUUCUUUCCUUCUUUCUGCUAAAGCUAAGCUACUAAAGAUUGUUUUAGUGUGUUGUGGUUGGUUGGGUAGUUAUUAAAUUCAGAUUCGGGAAUUAUUCGGAUUAAUGCAUUUCAUUAAUUCAAUGAUUCGAUCAAAAUAUUGGUCAAAAAAGCGGAGAUAAUAAAAUUCGAGUUUGGAUUUGUGAA